Molecule: messenger RNA, 558 nt
Organism: Linnemannia hyalina
Lineage: Eukaryota; Fungi; Mortierellomycota; Mortierellomycetes; Mortierellales; Mortierellaceae
Source: the annotation of a GenBank genome assembly
AUGAAGCAGUCCGUUGAUGUUAGCUCUUCCCGCCGCAAGAGCAGAAAGGCCCACUUUUCUGCUCCCUCUGAUCUUCGCCGUAAGAUCAUGAGCGCUUCCCUCUCCAAGGAGCUCCGGGAGAAGCACAGCUUUCAAAACCCUGGACUUGCGAUCGACUUAUUCCUUGUUCAUUCUGAUCGCGGGAUGUGUAGCCUCGACUCGACAACGGUUCGACCAACGACAACCUCAUCGACUAUCCUCGCCCGUUAUCAGCACAACGCCACCAUUACAGCACAUCAGAGCAGCAUUGCCCGUUCCAUCCCCAUCCGCAAGGAUGAUGAGGUCAUGGUCGUUCGCGGUUCCUUCAAGGGCCGUGAGGGCAAGGUCGUCCAGGUCUACCGUCGCAAGUGGGUCAUUCACAUCGAGCGCGUCAACCGCGAGAAGGCCAACGGUGCCGCCGUCCCCGUCGGUAUCCACCCCUCCAAGGUUGUCGUCACCAAGAUCCACAUGGACAAGGAUCGCAAGGACCUUCUCGAGCGCAAGGAUCGCUCCAAGAAGACUGAGGCCAUGCAGGAGUAA